This is a messenger RNA of Boeremia exigua, 1440 nucleotides long. RefSeq lists its product as uncharacterized. The transcript has a single exon. NCBI's taxonomy places the organism in Eukaryota, Fungi, Ascomycota, Dothideomycetes, Pleosporales, Didymellaceae. Bases 239 to 1333 code for a protein of 364 amino acids. The record is from RefSeq and is a predicted model, not a curated record.
CUGGCACAUUUCCUGUCUUCAGCCCCAACGCAGGGGUAUCUGUCUCUUGAAUCUUGCGAGCUCUCCAGGUUGAAGCAUAUAACAGCUUCGAGCCACUACGACUAUCAACUCCAUACUUGAAGCUCCCAGAGCCAUAGGGAGCAGUAAUUGAUAAUUACCGCACGAAAACCACUGCAAAUUCAGAACUCGUUCUCUCAAGCCAUCCUGAAACACCUCAAGUACACAACCGCCAGCCACCAUGCUCUUCGAAGACCUCGCGACCGAGCUGGUCAUUCAGAUACUACUCUUUUGCAGCUCGGUCGACGAUGUGCUUGCGCUGUCAACAACAUGUCGUCGCUUCCAUAACAUCCUGCAUUGCUCCCAACGACUCGCCAUCCUCGAGCACGCCGCCGAGGCCCAAUACGGUCCCUUGCUGGACCUCACCCAGCUGCUCACACACAAUGACAGCCAGCCAGCACACAUCAUCCGAACCGUCCCCUUCUCCCUCGCUCUGCUUAAACAGAUGGUACACGCCGGCCGCAUCGCCGAUAAGUGGUGUGCCAUCUAUCCCUUCAAGAAGUGGAAGCACAACUACGAGUCACGGCGCCUCCUCACCGACGACGAACACUACCGCCUCCGCGCCGCCAUCUACCGAACCUGGCUCUACUCCCGCGCCUUUCACAAUGCCCAGCACCCACGCGAAUCCCGCGUCACACGCCCGAUGAUCCAGAAACGCGCUGCCCUUCUCCACAACUGGACCACCCCUUCCCUCGCCGACAUAGCCGAUUUCGCCGCCGUCCUGCGCGACGUCGUCCAGAACAACAUCUGCCCCUCCAACGGCACCAUCGCGCGCCGCUUCAAGAAACGCCACCCCUCAAACGACCAGUCGCUGCUCUUCAACAUCCAUCUCAACUACCCGCCGCCCGCCCCAGCCCCCGCGCCCCACAACCCCUUCACCAACCAGUCCCCCGCAAACCUCUGGUCGCGCUUCACGACCCCCUACGCCGCGCCCGCGCGCUACGCCUGCCCCGCGGCCAAACUCGCGUCGCACGAUGUCGGCGCCGAGGGCUGGGGCGACGAUAUCAGCCACUACUAUGUCAUCGAGGACUACGUCAAGCUGGAUCCGGAGCAGGUGUUGUGGCUGCGUGAGCAUGCGCCGCUGAAGGGCAUGGUGGAGGGCCAUGUGCGGUUGCUGGGGUCGUGGUUUGAGAACAACGGGGCGACGCUGGGGCAGACGAUUGAUUGGGUGUUGGAUGAGCGGGGGGAGUCGGCAGGGGGGUUUGCGGAGGCGAUUGCAGAGGGGCGGUUGGGCGUUGCGUUGGCGGGGGACAGGGAGGGGAGAGAUGCGCGAUGAUGCUGGGGGAGGGCGUGCGACGCCGCGUUGCUCGAUACACAUAUGAUACAUUUAUAUACCGCCUUGCUCUCCACAGCCUUCACUCCGUCAGUAAUCACUAUCUCGCC